AUGAUCGCGGGAGACCAAGGCGUGUGGAGGGCUUGUCUUGGGGUGGAGCAAGACGCGGGAAGGCAUUUGCUCUACAACGCCAAGGAGCGCGCUGCUCGUAGCGGCACCACGAACGAUGGUGGGGUGGAGAAUGCUACGGCUUCAUCUCAUCCUUCCGCGCCUCCUUUGCCCGUCGGGGGUGGUGGUGAUGGUGAAGGCAUACUCUCUACUUCUUCCGUGCCUACUCUGCCCGUCGGAGGUGGUGGUGAUGUCGAAGGCAUACCCUCUACUCCUUCCGUGCCUCCUUUGCCUGCGGGGGGUGGACAUCAUGCAAACGGCAGCAUCUCAUUGCCUACAGCGUCACCGAGCACGAUGAAUGGCAUGCCAGAGGACAGCCAUCCGCGCGCGAGCGCGCGCGGGACAGUCCCAAGGCAUUGGCCUACAUCACCAAGUGUUGAUGAUAUCCCUGAGCAACGGCGGGUGGCAUUCGACAGAGGGGUUGAUGAGUUGAAGCUGUUGGGGUUCGAUGUGAAGGGCAUCAUCUCAGAUCAAGGGACCACGUUUAGAGGCGCUGCGGCAGAGCGAAAGCUGGAUCAUCAGGUGGAUUGGUGGCACGUAAAGCGGACGCUGUACAAUCUCUUCUACAAGGAGGUUCAGGAUCAGGUGUGGAUGGCUGUGGAGGUGGACAAGGCUAGCUAUGUCGAGGAGCUAUGGUUGGCUAAGGUGGAAGAGUUAAAGCAGUGGUUGAGGACCAAAGGAUUGGAGAAAGAGGCGAAGGGGACACUCAAAGCAUCACUUGUGAAGGCGGUGUGGGAAGCCAUGGGUACCAUUGCAUAUGUGAAGAUGACCCCUGAUGAAGCAAAGUGGAAGUUUCCUGAGUUGCGAAAAUUCCGACGGCUAGGAGGAGAACGGGCAGCGGUAGAUGUCCCAGUGGGAUAUGGCGAGGUGCGUCCUGAUACUACUCGAGAGAUGCAGCCCAUCGUUCGAGAUGCUGCGGUUGACGAGGCGGAUGCGGGCGCAACCCAAGUUGAUGUGCAGUGGGCGGAUGUGGAGGAGUUAUGGCAAUACAAUAUCCAUCCUGUGUGUGGUGCGAGACCAUCGUCAUUCGCUAAUUCUCUCAUCGUGCACGCACAUGCGGGUGCAUGCAGUAACUUACGAUUCAUCGGCGGGACGACUCCGUGGGCCAACGAUGAUGAAGCUACUGGUAUGAGCGCUUUGUGA
Closterium sp. NIES-65 is the source of this 1200-nucleotide messenger RNA. The record is from the annotation of a GenBank genome assembly. Lineage: Eukaryota; Viridiplantae; Streptophyta; Zygnematophyceae; Desmidiales; Closteriaceae.